This is a messenger RNA of Colletotrichum truncatum, 2235 nucleotides long. RefSeq names its product C6 transcription factor. NCBI's taxonomy places the organism in Eukaryota, Fungi, Ascomycota, Sordariomycetes, Glomerellales, Glomerellaceae. The record is from RefSeq and is a predicted model, not a curated record. Gene Ontology annotation, cellular component: nucleus. Gene Ontology annotation, biological process: positive regulation of transcription by RNA polymerase II. Gene Ontology annotation, molecular function: DNA-binding transcription factor activity, RNA polymerase II-specific; zinc ion binding; transcription cis-regulatory region binding.
AUGGAUUCUAAUGUUAUGCCGGUCGCGUCGGAUGAGGGAGAUCUCUCUUGGUCAGACAACAACAGCACUUACUCGGACGACAACAUGAACGGAGACAUGCUCCUCCCGCACUCGCCUCUCUCCCAAGCGGCCGCCUGGAUGAACUCGGCCACCGCUACUCAGUCUCAUACGGGCCAGUUGUCUCCCGUCAGCACUGGCAUGGACAUUGCAACAAUGGACCCUUCCUGCGCUCCGACAAUGGUACACUCCGCAUCCUCGUCUUGCACUGAUUCCUGGAGCACUGCCCACGCUGAUGCCUUCGACGGAGACGACGCUGACAACGACAUUGUAUGGGAACAGGGCUCGGACGAUAUUCUCACCGUACCCAAACUAGAACCUAUGGACGACGACUUCAAACUAGAUGAUGUGAAGGAGGCCCCGCUAAGCUCAGCCGAAGCCGCCUUGAUCUCGCCAUCCUCCAACCAACCAAAACAAAAACGACCCCGUGGCCGGCCUCGUAAGCACCCUCUGGCACCUGUGGUGAACCCGAGCAAGGUUACCAAAGGACGAUCCAAGACUGGAUGCAUUACAUGUCGGAGACGGAAGAAGAAGUGCGACGAGGCAAAGCCUAGAUGUAUGAACUGCGAAAAGAACGCUGUGGUCUGCGAGGGGUAUCAUGAGAAGAAGCUUUGGAGGAGUGGCAAAGAGAAGGCCUGCGAUGACCGCCUCGGGGCCGAAGACUCGCUCGUCUUUACCAUGCAACCUUUGUUCAAUGGCGUCGACACCAUCGAGGACAAGAUCUUUUGGAAACACUACGGUGUUCAUCUCAGCAACGUACUCACGGUUGAAGGUGAGGCAAAGAACGCAUUCAAGGACAUUAUCCUUCCCCUGGCAAAUCUGCACCAAGGUGUGAUGCAUUCGAUCCUUGCUAUGAGCAGCAAGCAUAUCGACUUUGACACUCCUUAUGGCGCCAAGCUAUUGCAGCAGCAUCCGACCACCAACCGAGAGGCGCUGCAGGAGAGAUCUGACUACCAUCACAAGCAGGCGAUGGAGUCAUUCUACGCAGAUAUUCGUCGCUCCGAGGAAGAGGACGCAGAUGGCCAGGCGAUUUCUUCUGCUCGCUUCGCUCAGAUGCUCUGCCUUCUCGUCACCACCCUUAUCGAAGGCAACCCUCACGGUGCCCACAGGGUUCAUCUGCGGGCCUACAAGGAUCUCAUUCAACAGACGCCCCCCGAAGACACUGUAUUCCUAAGCUUUAUCCAAGAGUUCUUUCAGUAUCAUAUCUACGCCGACGAGCUUCUGUGGCACCCUACCAUGGACGGCCCUCGUCUUGCUUCCGAGGAUUGGAGCCCUCUGGUUCCUAUUGAGUCACCUCGCCUCUUGGGCGUUGCCGAUGGUCUGUUCCAGUAUCUUUGCCAUAUCACCACGAUUAGGAACACCAUUCGGGAAAACGUCUACCGGGGAUCCGAGACGGUGGUGAACUAUCAUAUCCUGUACCGGGCUCAGGAGAUCCAAGAGGCCAUCGAGCAGUGGAUGCCUGUGUGGCCUCCCGGUGACAGCCGGCACAGGGUUGGGCAUGUUUACAAGCACAUGAUGUUCUUGCAUCUGUUCCGAACCAUCUAUCCUCCCACGGCCUCCGAGAGGAGACCGUCAGUAUUUUCAGUGGCGACUUCGAUCGCUACCUCAACCUCAUCUUCUUCUUCCCGUCGUCAUUCACAAAUAUCCCGUCCAUCUACAGCUACCAGCUGUGCAUCUUCGCCCGGACUAAGGCCCUCGACAGCAGCCGGAUUUCCGUCGGCGAUGCAGUUGAAGCGCGAUCCCAGCUCUCGAGGACCAUCCAGGACUAGCUCCAUGCACGAAUCGGAUGCUGGUUCUUCGAGCUGUGCCAUCAUUGACGAGCAGCGCCCUGCAUCUCCGCCGCCCAUUCGUCGGCCUCCUCAACACGAUAACCGCAUAACUGCUGCGGUCGACGAGUCUCUGGCCAUCAUGGAGGGCUUUAAACCGUCUGACCCCGCCUUAACAUUGCUGCUUAUGCCUUGUCUCGUCAUUGGAGCAACCUGUUUCGAUCCUGCCCAACAAGAGCGCGUUCGCACAGUGCUCCGGUCGAUCCGUGGCUACACGGGUCUCCGUAACUGCGAUCGCGUGCUUGACGUCCUCGAAGAGCUCUGGCGGCUUAUGGAUUUCGGUGACUGGGUUUCUGUUUGGGACUGGCAAGGUGUCGCAAGAAACCAAGGUCUCGACUUCCUCUGCACCUAG